AUGCCCUGCCGUAAAUUGCCGCGCUCGGCCGUGGCUUUCUUGACGUCAGCUUCGCCUCGACCAUCGUCAACCGCACCCACGGCUGCCGUGGCGCCCAUUGCGGCACACGACCACUCGACCUUGGUAGACCAAAGCAAGAGAACUUCAUUGGCCACCGAGUUUCAAGACACGAAGCGAAUUUUUGCUUCAAAGAGUACCGCUGAGCUUGUACGUGCUUACGCUGUUUACUUUAUGUCCCAGUUCCGUCCCCUCGUGCAACACAGUGGCAAAUUGCUUGAGCUCUCGUACAAGUUUCCGGGCGCCACGUUCACGAACGCUCUACUGCGCGCCACCUUCUUUGGCCAUUUCUGCGCUGGCGAGGACGUAAAUGAAAUCCGCCCUGUCAUUCAAAAGCUCCAGUCUGCCGGUAUCGGGGCGAUUCUAGAUUUUGCCGCUGAAGCCGACGUGGAGCAGCCGCGUGAUUUGAACGGAGUUGAUCAGAAUUUGGUUUCGGCUCGUACGUACGCCUACGAUGGCGAGGCGGCUUGUGACGCCAACGCCGCUAUCUCGCGCCAUGCCAUAAUUGAUGCUAGCGAGGCGGCGUCUAUCGGUGAGCCUGCGUUCGUGGCCAUUAAAUGCACGGCGCUGGGCAAACCGGAGCUGCUCAUGCGCAUGUCUGCCAUCAUCGUGCAGGCGCAGCUGCUGUUUCACACGCUGGAUAGCCCUAACUUAUCGCGCGCCAAGUCACGCUAUCUCGAGCGCAUGAUUGACUACCCUACGCUAAGCGCAGGUCUUCGUAAUGCCGGCGUGGACUCUAGUGAGGAGGAGAUACAGAAGCUCUUUGCUGAACUCGACCAGUCGUCCGGUGACGGUGUGAUCGAUUACGUGGACUGGGUCAGCUUUCUCGACCCGUUUGAUCUGACCAUGGGCCCGCUCACUCAGUUCAUUGAGGAGGAACCGCUUUCUGGCAGUGAGAAGACGCAGCUGCAUAAUAUGAUUGCUCGUCUCGAAUCACUGGCUAAUGAUGCCUCGGAACGCGGCGUGAAGCUCAUGAUUGACGCCGAACAGACCUACAUGCAGCCGGCGAUUGACCACCUGACGCUGAACCUCCAGCGCAAGCACAACCGCAACGGUGCCGACGUCAUUUACAACACGUUCCAGUGCUACCUGAAGACUUCGAGCGACCGCAUUGACAUUGACCUGGAGCGUUCUCGUCGCGAGAAGUUUCGCUUCGCUGGCAAGCUGGUGCGUGGUGCUUACAUGGUGCAGGAGCGCAAGCGUGCCCGCGAUAAGGGAUAUGCCGACCCGAUCCACGACACUAUUGAAGACACACACGAGAACUACGACACUCAGGUAUCAAAAUUGUUGCGUCAUAAUCACUUGGCCAGCUUCAUGGUGGCGUCGCACAAUGAGAAGUCAGUUGUGAACACGGUGCAGCAGAUGCAGGACAUUGGUAUUAGCCGUGCUACUGGUGGUGUAUACUUUGGCCAACUUCUUGGUAUGUGCGACCACGUCUCGUACACACUCGGCGCUAACGCUUACAAGGUGUUUAAGUACGUACCGUACGGCCCUAUCCAUGAGGUACUGCCAUACCUUAUCCGUCGUGCCCAGGAGAAUUCGGGUCUUAUGAGCGGUGCUCAGUUGGAAAUGCGUAUGUUGCGGUCGGAGAUUAAGCGUCGCAUGUUUGGAUGA
This is a messenger RNA of Peronospora belbahrii, 1671 nucleotides long. The record is from the annotation of a GenBank genome assembly. NCBI's taxonomy places the organism in Eukaryota, Oomycota, Peronosporomycetes, Peronosporales, Peronosporaceae.